AUGAUAGCUGCUGCAACUUCUCUGUUGUUUCUGCGGUAUUGGGUUAGGCUCUGUUCCUUCUCCGACGCGGCGUUCUGCUUCAGCCCACAAGAGCACAUAGUUGAGUUGAGAGUGGAGUCCGAUAUUGAAAUCCAAGUAAGGUUAUCUGCUGCAUUUGCAUUGGAGACUGAUAAUUGCAUGACUGGUUUGGUUCUAGCAGAUUGGAUGUAUGUGUUGGCCAUCGCUCUGGCGGUACUGAUUUUAUCUCUGGUCGCUAAAACGCAGAACUUGUUUGCUUCAUUUGCAUCGAAUUCUGGGUCGGCCUCUCAGCUUAGAACAAACAUUUCAUCGUACAGGGUCAAUGUGAUGAUUGUGACUUGCUUGUGUAUAUGGGCUGUUGAUUUCUCAGGAGACACGCGAAGACAGAAACUUAUGGCACUAGCUUGGUAG
This is a messenger RNA of Linum trigynum, 429 nucleotides long. NCBI's taxonomy places the organism in Eukaryota, Viridiplantae, Streptophyta, Magnoliopsida, Malpighiales, Linaceae. The record is from the annotation of a GenBank genome assembly.